AUGAGCAACCCUGCUAUCGUCUAUUCGAAACUCAAGAUUCACCAGCUUCUAGAAACAAUCGAAGAUCUCGCUGUGCCGACUAACUUCACCCAUCCCUAG
Alternaria arborescens is the source of this 99-nucleotide messenger RNA. RefSeq lists its product as hypothetical. Lineage: Eukaryota; Fungi; Ascomycota; Dothideomycetes; Pleosporales; Pleosporaceae. The record is from RefSeq and is a predicted model, not a curated record. The transcript has 2 exons. Bases 1 to 99 code for a protein of 32 amino acids.